Molecule: messenger RNA, 2205 nt
Organism: Trichosporon asahii var. asahii CBS 2479
Lineage: Eukaryota; Fungi; Basidiomycota; Tremellomycetes; Trichosporonales; Trichosporonaceae
Exons: 6
Coding region: 1-2205 (734 amino acids)
Source: RefSeq, a predicted model, not a curated record
AUGACCAUGACGACCACUGAACCUCUCCCUGCCUUCUUGCCCACGGCGCCGCAGCAGGCCUCUGACACGUCCUCCGAGUCUGUCAGCGGCAACUCGCCUGCUCUCCCAACCAUGCCUUCCUUCGCCCAGGGUGCACCCUACACGUACACUACCCCUAUGGCUGUUCCUUCCUCGCUGCCUUUACCUCCGUUCCCCCAUGGGAACGGAAUGAUGGGGCUCACUGCCGGCAUGGCCAACAUGUCUGGUCUGGGCAUGUCGCAGGCCUACCCGGACAUGAACGGCUCCAUGGACAGGCCGUCGCCUCCUUGGGCUGAGGCAUACCCUCUCCCACCCGUCACGCUCAUGGGGCCCUUCUACCCCGUCUCGGCUCCUCCUAUCGAGAGCGUUCCUACCGGCCAGUCUGCACUGGGCUUCAUUCCCGGGCCGGUCGCCUAUCCUCAACCUGGUCAGAACACCGUCCCCGCGCCUCCUCCCGGUCAACGCAUGCCUCGCCCUCACCCUUUCCUCGUGCCUUCAAGCGUGCGCGAGUUUGACAUCGCUGGCAUUUUGGAAAGGCAGGGUGUGCCCCCCGUGGCCAUCCACCUCUGUGAGGCUCCUCAGCGCCAGGAGCGCCUUUGGCCAAACGCGUACUACGAGUGGAUGAACAAGACUGCUGAGAAGGCUCAGGCCAUUCUCGUCAACCACUCGUAUCUCGUGAGCCACUUGAACAUUGUGGUCUCACUCUUCUCGCCACCCAUUUGUCACCCUCUGCCCCCGGCGCCUGUCGCACCUCGUCUCAUCCGCCCCAUGGUGUUCAAGGGUGACAUCAACCAUGCGACCAUGCCAUCUGAAGGCCAGAUUUGGGACACUGUCCGCGGCUGGGGCUCGAUUCGCCACAUCUCUGUGUUCCUGGAGGUCAACCAGGGAGGGGCCUCGUCGCCCGGCGUCGGAGAGUACCGCUGGCGUGCCAAGGUCGAGUUCUGGUACGAGGACGAAGCUGCCAUGUUCGAGCAGGGCUUCAGUCGCAUGGGUGGUACGGUUGUGGGCUGGCAAGUCGACAUUCGCCGUGAUCCCUCGUACAUCCCGUUCACGCCGAUGCCGUUCCAGCAGCCCCCUCAGGGUCCCCCGGGUCAGCAAGUCCCUCCCAUGACUACCGUCAUGUCUGAGGCUCCCCCCGUCGAAUCUGUCUCCGAGAAUGCUGCUUCAGAGCAGACUCCCAAGCCUGAGCAGGCGAAGGAGUCGGAGUCGGCUGGCGAGGUGAAAGUCACGCCCCCGUACAGUGCUGUGCUCAAGGCGCCUCCCCCAGGUGCGCAGGGCAGCGAUUCUUUCAAGACUGUCCAGAUCAUCCAGCAGCCCGCUUUCCUGCCAGGGACCGGACAGACGCUGCCUAACGGCGCUGCCGCUGCGCUCGAGCCCGUGCCGCCUCUGUCUCCUCCCAACUCGGCCAACCAAUAUAUCUCGCCGUGGGCUUCGCACAACCCGAACGCGCCCAUGCCUCUCACUCCUCCUUACCCGAACGAGAACUUGCCUGGCGACCGUCGCCAGGGUAACUUUGGCAAGCGUCGUGGCAGCAACCACAAGGGCACUUCUCGCGUCGGCUGGAGGCAUGUUCCCGGCGGCGUUGUCGGCGACGAUGGUACCGUCAUUCAGCACGGCCCCGGACAGCAGAUCCACCCGUCGCCUACCCAGGGUCCCGGUUCCAACAGCUACACUGGUCUGGUUGACUACUGCAACCUGAUUGUCAAGCUCGGCAGCGGCACCCUGUACGUCGCUUACCACCAGCCCCGACGCCAGUACAACAAGGCGUUUACGCACCCCGGCAACAAGCGCGAGGGGUUCGGCGACCGCAAGAACACUGGUUUCAUCCCUCGCGGCGAGCUCGAGGGCAUCACUCUGACCGAGCUGGCCGCGAAGAGCCCCGUGGCUGUUCUGAACUUUGUGAAGCGCGGCGGCGACAGGUUCUGCAACCGCCUCGGACUCGAGAAGAGCGAUGCCGAGAUCACCGCCGGCACCAAGGUCGACAUCAUCUGCCACAUUCACAAGACUGCCUGUGAGCUCGCCUUACCCCAAGCUCAGCUGACGUCAGCGCCCGGCGAGAGCAAGAGUCGGACCCUGCAGCGUAUCAAGGACUAUGUCAACGGUCUGAGUGCCGAGGACGAGGCCGCGAUGCGCGACCUCCUUCCCUUCCCCGCCCUCGUCGACGCGAUGGUGCAGCACCAAAAGUGA